Molecule: messenger RNA, 2228 nt
Organism: Esox lucius (northern pike)
Lineage: Eukaryota; Metazoa; Chordata; Actinopteri; Esociformes; Esocidae
Gene: tmem154
Product: transmembrane protein 154
Exons: 9
Coding region: 101-733 (210 amino acids)
Source: RefSeq, a predicted model, not a curated record
UCUAGGUGAGUCAAAAGCAGCCCUGAACCAGGAAGUUAGGAUGCCGUGACAGAGAGUGGUAGGCACAGGGAAAUGGGCAACACCACCUCACAAUGGCACUAUGUCUGCUGUCGCUAUCUGUGGUAACACCAGGAGAAAAGGCUGCAGGGAAAUGAGGCCAACGUCGUCACUCCUGUUGCUGUUGGCUCUGACAGCCUGCCUGGCUGGGACCGUGUUCUGCCAGGAUGAGGAAGACGCAGGCGAUCCUGACGAUACAGAACCAAACGAUGAGGGCCAUGAAGAAACGGACGCUGGCGAUGACACUUCCACACAAGAUCCACCCACAUCAUCUGUUCCUUCAGAAAAUCCUGAUGAAGAUGAUGCGACUGGGCGUACUGUGGAGCAACCUGAAGAGGUUUCAGAAAACGAUAACAGCACGUCCAGUGAAGAAAAUGAGGAAGAAGAGCUGAGUCCAAUUUUCAUUGCGAUCCCGGUUGUUCUGGUGGUUGUGAUAAUCACGAUGAUUGUGUGCGGAUUUAUUAUCAACCGCAGGUGGAAGCAAAAAGAUAAGAGCAAAUCCGAUCACAAUCGAUACCACGAGGAUAAAUAUCUGCAUGAUAAUGGGACAGAAAAAGUUCCAAUGCCCAUGUUUGAGGAUGAUGUUCCCUCUGUGCUGGAGCUAGAAAUGGAAGAUCUGGAACAAUGGAUGAAUAAAGACAGUGGAGUUCGGACGGACUCUGGACAAGGGAUGUAGCGUGAGAUCAUGGCUACUCCCCGAGGACACGGAGUUAUAGACUGUCACAUUUCCCUCUGGACGGGCCCUGUACUGUACUGCCUGUGACAAAGGACGCUUCCCCAUUGCAGGAAAGGACAUCCUGUUACCCUGGCAGCGCUGUGGGAGACACAGAGUCCGUGUCAAAUGUUUUCGCACAAUGUCAGAGCAACGUCAGAGCAACGUCCUCAACAACUGCGUUGGCCUACGUCUGAAACAGAAAUGCUGAACUUAUUUUCCACUCUUUCCAGACCAUAAAUGUUUUUUCAAGUUAAACAUUUUUAGAUCAUAACAUCAUAAAAUCUGCAUGUAUACACACACACACACACACACAUAUGCACGCACUCCUUGAAUAUACUGUGGUGUCUAUGUAGAAGCGCGGUGUGACAAUACCACUUUCACGGCUCUCCACUGUGUUAGACCUAGUUCUCUCUGCACUGUUCCUCCUCUUGUUCAACUGUUUCAAUUCACACUCACUUUUGUGCGUGUUUGUUUUAUUGCCUUUUGUGUUCAGCUGUCAUGCAACUGUUGAUUUAAAUGUGAUUUAUUCUGUCACGUACGGAAUCCGUGAGAGGAGUAAACGUGUCAAACGGUUUCUCCAAGGAGGUGCAGGGAGCUUUUUUAAAGACACCCAGACAAAAAUGUGUCACAAUUUAACCUCCAAAGAUCCCACACGCCCUCCCCUUUAAAACACAGAAACACAUAUUCCGUACCCACAGAGAAGGCCCCACCAGAUGCUACAUAACCUUGUUCCAACUUCUAACUAACCCAGUCCCAUGAUAGAUGUGAUGAAUCGUCAAACGUGUAUGCUAACGACUAGCUUCUUUCCUCUACUCCCUUUUGAUUGUAAUACACUGUCUGUACAUAGAGAUGAUCGCUCUCUCGCACACACACUCACACACACACCCCCACACACAGACAGAGACUCUAAUUACAGAACCUGCCUGUUGUUUUAUGCAUGAGAUAACCGAGAAGCAGUGGUACACUGCUCUGCAAUAAUAAAGCUGUUUAGAAUUCAAAGGGGAUGAGGGAAAGUCAUUUCUGAGGGACUGAGGGAUUUUCACUGUGUGUACAUUUCAGUUGGGUCCUUGUGCUGUGUCACAUAAUGUUGCUUUCCAUUACUCUCUUUCAGAAAGAGUAUUUCACAAUUAGUGUCACAACUUUUUAAGCCUGUUACUCGUUGUUUGUGAUACAACUGUCUGUUGUUGGUUAAAUGUAUGUUUCCUCCAUCGAUUGCAGGGUUGCUGACAUGCAAUCCGAACUCCGAACUCACUGAACAACAACAUCGAUGUAAAUAUAUGUCGAAAUGUGCAAGUCUGUAUCUUUGCUGUAACUUUCAGUGUAAAUAUAAGGACGAUUUUUGUAACACCGUGUAUAUUUGUAAGAUUUGUUACAGCGCCUUUAUUGCAUUAAGGAGAAGGCCUACCUGUGCCUGUCUGGCUCCCAAAUAUAAAUAAAUAUAUUUGUAGUUCGUCAA